AUGCGAACCCUUGAGGAGACAAGGAAGAGAUGGGAGACAUUGUUCCUUGGGCGUGACACCCCCUCUGACCUGCGGGCAGCAUUGCGUGCGGAGCAAGGAGGAAAGGUGUGCACCGAUGGACUGAGAUCGAUAUGCUGGAAGGUGUUUUUGCUAUUUGAGAGUGUCGAGCGCGAACAAUGGUCCCAGAAGCUUGCCGAGUCGCGAGAGGCGUACAGCGCCUUGCGUGCCCAUUUUCUGAAAUAUAUCGAACACCCCGAUGAUCUGGAGUCGACAGUCGAUCCGCUGGCGGACGAUGAGGAGUCUCCCUGGCAAACCCUCCGAAACGAUGAAAAGCUACGGGCUGAAAUCGUGCAAGAUGUCGACCGUUGCCUCCAAGAGAAUUUCUUUUUCCAGGAGCCCUCAACGAAGCAGAAGUUGACCGAUGUCUUGUUUGUUUACUCGAAACUCAAUCCGGACGUUGGCUAUAGACAGGGCAUGCACGAACUGCUGGCUCCCAUUCUGUGGGUCAUUGAUAGGGAUUCGGUUGAGCGCCCAGCUCCGGAUACACCUAGUUCUACUUGUAAGGAGGAUUGCCUGAUGCUGGAUCUCCUUGAUCCCCGCUUUGUGGAGCAUGACUCCUUUACGCUAUUCCUCAGUGUUAUGCAGACAGCUCGCACAUAUUACGAACAUGGCGAGACAAAGUCUUCAAAUGGCCAGGUGGAUGUGAUUCCGAUUGUCAACAGGUGCCAAUACCUACACCAAGAGGCCCUGACAAUUAUCGAUCACGAAUUGGCAGAUCACCUUCAGACGGUGGAAGUGCUACCGCAGAUCUUCUUAACUCGUUGGAUGCGUCUGCUGUUUGAACGAGAAUUUCCAUUCGAUGAUGUCCUAGAGAUGUGGGAUUUACUGUUCGCACACGGGCUACGAUCCGACCUGGUGGAUUUUACAUGCAUUGCAAUGCUGCUUCGCAUUCGCUGGGAAUUACUUAAAGCCGAUUACUCUGGCGCACUGUCAAUGUUACUACGCUACCCACCGUCUGAACCACACUCACCGCAAGCUUUUGUGCAUGAUGCACUCUAUCUCGAACAGAACCCGACAGCCGAGCGGGGCAGUUUUCUCAUUUCAAAGUACUCGGGCAGACCCCCUGAGUCAUCUAAGCGUCGCAGUCGCUCUGGAAUCCGGCCGGCCAUGAAGGCCCAGCUUUGGGAGGACUUCAAGGGCCGCAGCGAAAGCAGCUCACCGGGCUCCUCUCCCGCACGGAACAGUCCCAAAAGUCUGGAGGCACUUUUCCAAGACGUUUCCCAAGGCAUCCAACGCCGUACCGAGUCUUGGGGAGUGGCUAAAGCAGUCCGAGGGGCCGUGACUGAAGCUCGGAAAAAUAUGCAGACCAUGCAUUACGAGCCAGGGCCUCGAUUUUCCGCCGCACAUCCAAAGCCAGUCUCUACCAUAGCCGUCAACGGCGCGCCGCAGAGACCAACGCCCACCGAGCUCGGGUUACAAACAAAGAUCGAUCGGCUGGAAGAACGAAACCAAGUACUAGCGACUAUCUUGAGCGAGGCCUUAAAGGAUCUUCGUAUGCAGCUAGACACGGUGAAGGACAUGGAUGCAAGUGUCAACGAUACGGUCAAGCAUGCCCUCGAUCGAGUACAAUCCGUGCAGAGCUGCCUCGAGGACUCUAUGCUCCCACCUCUAAUAGGGUCUGCCUCUCAUCCCGCUACUGUAGAUCCGGUAGCAUCUCAAUCGGCGCCAUUGGUCUCAAAGACUGCCAACGAUCUCAACCCGUCAGAAGUGGCCGAAAAGCAGGAUCAGCAAGACGUACGACCAUCCCGUCUCACGGAUGCCCCCGGCGCGAACAUGAAUAGUGGGACUGCGAAAGCUCUCGGUAUCGCCACGAAUACUGUGACGACCACCGAGGGGCAUGCCGAUGCUGUGCGGGAAGGCCCCCGGACAGCAGUGCGACCAUCCCUAUCGGAUGCAGGGUUCUCCUGGAUGUUGGGAGGCAACCGGAAUCUUUCAACCUUUGUCAGCCCGGCCUCAGUGCCUCCGGAGCAGACGCGACAUCAGGAACAACCUCGCAGCAAAGGCAGCAGUCCUCUAUUCGGCAACCAUGGGGAUGAGCACCCCCGGGCAGACGAAGUCGAGCACGACGAACUGGCCCUGCACAGUUUGUCUGGUACUCGAGGGCCGCUGUAA
Messenger RNA from Penicillium daleae, 2172 nucleotides. Its product is annotated as GTPase-activating protein GYP6. NCBI's taxonomy places the organism in Eukaryota, Fungi, Ascomycota, Eurotiomycetes, Eurotiales, Aspergillaceae. Gene Ontology annotation, molecular function: GTPase activator activity. The record is from RefSeq and is a predicted model, not a curated record. The coding region runs from base 1 to 2172 and encodes 723 amino acids. Gene Ontology annotation, biological process: activation of GTPase activity. The transcript is spliced from 6 exons.